GGGAAAGACGCGGUUGUGGUUGUGAGCAUUUGCUAAAAAAAAAUUCCCAUACUCCGAGGGAUUUGAAAUAUCAUUUCGUGUGCAAGUAUAAGAUGAGCAAAAAAGUGCGUGGAGAAAAGAGUAGCAUUAAGUCGUUGUUUGUUUUGCUGGCGUGUUAUGAUUUCAAAUAAACGAGUUAAUUAGCGGUUGAUUAACGGUCAGCUAUCCAAACCAGAUCGCAUACGCACCAACUCAGACCGAUACAUCUGUAGAGUCCGUUUCGCCACCAGGGGAGGAGGAUUAGUUCCGUUCAAAGCAAUGUCAACCCGUCGCGCCGGACCACCUCAAGGCCAACCGAUGCCAGCGCAACUGCCGAUUCCGUACGAGAAUGAGAAAAAGCAGCGCAGCAAAUGCAUGUCCUUUGUGUGCUUCAUGUGGAAGUUGUUCACAUGUAUUUUCUCCCACGUGACACUGGUAGCGAUGGUGGUGGCGUACUGCUUCCUUGGGGCGUUUACGUUCGAGCACUUGGAAGCUGAAAACGAGCGGAAUGUAAAGAAAGGCAUCAGUUCUAUUCGUGUCAAUUUGACAGACGCUAUUUGGAAGAUGACUAAUGAUAAACCGGUACUGCACCAACAUAACUGGACCGAGACUGCUGUCAUUCAUCUUCAGUCAUUCGAGAAGGAGAUUCUCACUGCCAUGAAAAAAGAUGGGUGGGAUGGUAUCGAAGACGUUGAUCAAAUCCAGUGGACAUUUUUCGGAGCAUUGUUCUACUCAAUCAUUGUCAUCACUACUAUCGGUAAUUUGUGUGUACAAACGGGAAAGAGCAGCAUGACCACAAGACAAGGAUAAAUAGUGCUUCGCUGGACUGGACUGAGCUACUGCA
Molecule: messenger RNA, 862 nt
Organism: Ochlerotatus camptorhynchus
Lineage: Eukaryota; Metazoa; Arthropoda; Insecta; Diptera; Culicidae
Exons: 6
Coding region: 298-828 (176 amino acids)
Biological process (GO): potassium ion transmembrane transport; stabilization of membrane potential
Cellular component (GO): plasma membrane
Molecular function (GO): potassium ion leak channel activity; outward rectifier potassium channel activity
Source: RefSeq, a predicted model, not a curated record